Molecule: messenger RNA, 771 nt
Organism: Oppia nitens
Lineage: Eukaryota; Metazoa; Arthropoda; Arachnida; Sarcoptiformes; Oppiidae
Product: protein FAM210B, mitochondrial-like
Exons: 1
Coding region: 154-729 (191 amino acids)
Cellular component (GO): mitochondrion
Source: RefSeq, a predicted model, not a curated record
AUGAGUGCCAAUGAGUUUGACAUUCAAUGAAAACAAUUAUUGUAGACAUCAUGUGAUGGUAUGUGUUGUCAUCGUUGGCAUCACUGAUAUAUUGUCACUGAUUUGUCUGACAAAUGAUUGUUUGCAAGUGUUUGUGAUAUACAGACAAACAAUAUGUCGGCGUAUAAAGUGUUGACUUUAAUUAAUAGCCAAUACUUUAGACCAAUAAUCAAAUCAAUAAGAUCUUCAGUAAUAUGUGUCAAAUCACAUACAAUUGAGUACAACAAUCACAAGCCGUGGCUAAUCAUCUCAAGACACUUGUCGUCGUCGGCAUCAACGGAGGGUAAUAGUGGUCGACCAAAGACAGAGCCAUUGAAGGGAAGCUUUGUUGACGACAAUCCCAAACUAAGUCAUCGCGAAAGACUUAAGAGGAUUAUCCAAAACUAUGGGUCGACUGCUAUUGUUCUUCAUAUUGUGCUUUCGUUGAUAUCUUUGGGUACUUUCUAUACCAUUAUAUACCUGGGCUUUGAUGUGACAAAACUGCUGGAGAAUGAGUUCUUCGAGAGGUUCGGCGAGAAUGUGACCAAAAUAAUGGCCGGUUCGGGCACUUUUGCCGUGGCAUACGCUCUCCAUAAGGUUAUUAUGCCGUUAAGGAUCACCGCAACCAUUAUAUUGACACCAAUUAUCGUCAACUUUUUUAGACGACACGGCGUUAUGAAGAAAUGGAAAUAUGUGGGCAAACAAUGGUAGACAACAACUAAUUAUCAACAUUUUGGCAAAAAAUUCAAAAAU